Drosophila serrata is the source of this 744-nucleotide messenger RNA. Its product is annotated as rhodanese domain-containing protein CG4456 pseudogene. Lineage: Eukaryota; Metazoa; Arthropoda; Insecta; Diptera; Drosophilidae. The record is from RefSeq and is a predicted model, not a curated record.
CAUUCAUUUGUUGUUGUUUGCGAUUUUACGUAAUAUUUGUUAUUUAUUGUUGAAUUCGUUCAUUAUUCUCAAACUAAUUAUGCUCGUGAAACACUGCAUAAUGGCCUUAAGGAUCUCAGGGUCACAGGCUCUCAGCGCGGCCAACUCACAGAGGCUCACACUGAUCCCGCAGAGAAAUCUUUUGAAGCGUCUCUACAGCAGCAAUGGGCCCGCUGCCAUCGGAAUUGUGGAUUACGACGUCAUCAAGAAACUGCCCAGCGAACCCCAGAAACUCCUCAUCGAUGUCCGUGAGCCGGAAGAGCUAAAGGAAACCGGUCAAAUCCCAUCCAGCAUAAACAUUCCCCUGGGCGUCGUUAGCCAGGAGUUGGCUGCCAGCGGGCAGGUCUUCAAGUCCAAGUACGGCAGGGAGAAGCCGGAGCCGGACACUGAAAUCAUCUUCCACUGCAAGAUUGGCAAGCGGAGUCUUAAGGCUGCUGAAUCCGCCGCCGCCUUGGGCUUCCGGAAUGUAAAGAACUACGAAGGAUCCUGGCUGGAUUGGGCUAAGAGAGAGGGUCUGCCAAAAUAGGUUAAACAGAAACUCAUAAUAUAAAAAAUACCAAUUUCAAAACCAAACUGUCUGUAAAGAACCUUAAAUAUCAUUCAUAGAGUAUCAAUAAUGAAUUGUGCAAUGAAACCUCUACGUUUAUAUAUUUAAAUCCGUUUUAAAUCACUGAAGACCACCCAAAUUCCAUUACGGAAGGCAAA